GGAAGACAUGUGGCGUUACCUUCAAAAUAAAAGCGGGGGAAAAAUCCCAUGAAAUGCUGUUUCGAGCAGUUAGACAGUGGUGUGGAGGGACGCGGCAGAUCCUCUGGGAUGUGGGUUUAAAGUAGUUCUGCUGAAGGAAUGGCUGCUCUAAUGAAUAUAAACUCUGCAUUAGAAGAUGCUUCAUGUUGAUCUGAACGGUCCUGCUUUUGACUGAAUUCUUUGACUUUCCAAUUCGUAAUGUUAAUAACAGCCACUAAUUAAUAAUAAUAAUAAUAACAAUAAUAAUGAUAAAGGUGAUCUUACAGAGCAAAUUAAAAACAACAAAUGAUGAAUCAAAUCAAAUAAAGAACUUUUGGGCAACAAAAGAACAAAAUUAAUGUAGAAUUCAAGUAAAACCGAGUUGGAACGAAUCUGAAAACCAGGAGAAGCAGUUUCAGAGGAGCAGGGACCAGAGGGGACCAGCAGGGACCAGCAGGGUCUUUACAGUCAGACCUGGACGUUUCCAGUCGUGGUCCCUGCUGGUUUCAAUCUGGACUCAACAUAGGCCUACAGGUCUCUCUGGUACUGGGGUCUGAAAGUUAGCAGGCAGAGAAGAGCCUUUAGAAUCAUAAGGGGGACCGCGGGCACUGCAGACCCGUCCUUCCACACCCUCCGCAGAAACCUGACGACUCUUAUUUUGAAGGGCUCAAACGGAAGUGGUGUAGCUGACCGUUUUUGGCGUGACGGCGGCGUGGCUUCCGGAGGAGACUGAGAGCAUCAGAGACCUGCAGCAUCUGGACCAGAACAGACCGGAGACCUGCGGGAGAGACAGACAGGUGGACACACAGGUGUCUCUCUCUCAGCAUCCCUCUCUGUGUCUCUCCUCCAGGCCGGUGCGGUGUUCCUGGCCGUGCCGGGCCGUGCCGGGCUCCAUGGGGGACAGCAUGGCGGAGGAGACCCGGGUCAUCUACCACCUGGAGGACCAGGAGACCCCCUACUUGAUCCGGAUCAACGUGCCCGCGCAGCGCGUCACCCUGGCGGACUUCAAACAGGUCCUGAACAAACCAAACGUCAAAUUCUUCUUCAAGUCGGUGGACGACGACUUCGGGGUGGUCAAAGAGGAGAUCAGUGACGAUGACGCCAGGUUGCCUUUUGUGAACGGACGAGUCGUCUGCUGGCUGGUGUCUUCAGAAACCUGUCAGUCAGAUUUCAGGGGAUCAGACAUUCAGUCUGUAGCCACGCCCACAAGCUUGGCCCCGCCCCCCGUAGAGAGGACAGGUGGGAUCGGAGACUCCAGACCUCCGUCCUUCCAUGCUGCUGCUGUGAGCGGUCAGGACGAACUGCAGGGGUCAGAGGUCAAACCUGUCGCUUCACCACCACAGAGAAGAGAGAGAACGGGAGACCGAGGUGGGAGUCUGAAUGGCCACACCCACCAACCCGCUGAGCAGAAUGGGGCGGGGCCAACAGGUGGCGGUGACAGCUCGUCAACCCAACAGAGCAGCCAAUUGGAGACGACCAGUUUCUGCUCCUCUGAGGAAGACUCAGGAGGAAGGUUCAGCCAAUCAACAGGGCAGAGCAGCUCCUCGCCUCGACUCUUCAGGCGACAACGCCGCCGCCACCGAAAACCGAAAACACAGCGGAUGGAGAGGUCUGUGUCUUUCAGCAGUGUCACUGACUCCACCAUGUCGCUCAACGUCAUCACUGUAACUCUGAACAUGGAGAGGUAUAACUUCCUGGGUAUCAGUAUCGUUGGUCAGAGCAACGACAGAGGAGAUGGAGGGAUUUAUAUCGGCUCCAUCAUGAAGGGAGGAGCGGUGGCAGCAGACGGACGCAUCGAGCCCGGAGACAUGUUGCUGCAGGUGAACGACAUCAACUUUGAGAACAUGACUAACGACGACGCUGUCCGAGUCCUGAGAGAGAUCGUUCACAAACCAGGUCCGGUGACGUUAACGGUGGCAAAGUGUUGGGAUCCAAACCCACGAGGCUGCUUCACACUGCCGCGGAGCGAGCCGGUCCGUCCCAUCGACCCCGCUGCCUGGGUGUCACACACCGCCGCCAUGACAGGGAGGCUCCUCCCACACUACAGCGUGCAUGAAGACAACCAUCUCAACAUCCACAGCGACAUCACAGCUGUUGUCAAGGCGAUGGCCAAUCCCGAGUCAGGCCUGGAGGUUCGGGACCGGAUGUGGCUGAAGAUCACCAUCCCCAACGCCUUCAUCGGUUCGGACGUGGUUGACUGGCUCCACCGGAACCUGGAAGGUUUCACAGACCGCCGCGAAGCUCGCAAGUAUGCAGGAAACCUGCUGAAGGCCGGUUACAUCAGACACACCGUCAGCAAGGUGACCUUCUCCGAACAGUGCUACUACGUGUUCGGAGACCUAUGCGGAGAUCUGGGUGUGAUGUCUCUGCUGGAUCACGAAGAAGCCUCCAGUCGAGGAGGGUCAGAUUGUGACCCGCUGGCUCCGGGUUCGGGCCCCCAGUGGCCCCCAGCCUUCCCCUACCAGUACCCUGUCCCUCACCCCUACAGCUCGCCUCACCCCCUCCACCAGCUGCCGGCCUGGGGAGGAGGAGGAGGAGGAGGAGGAGGAGGAGGAAGUCAGCACAGUGAAGGAAAUCAGAGCAGCGGAUCGAACUGCAGCGACGGGCCGAAGGAGGGAGGAGGAGGAGGGAGCGAAUCAGACCCGACCAAACGGGAAGCGAGUGCUUCGCCUGACAAAAAGCUGCCAGCGCAGUCCCCCACCUCCUUCUCUGGUCUCCAUGGUAACAAAGACUCGAAGGACCUCCCACCGGCCCCUUCGCCAUCUCGUGGUCAGCGUCGCGACAUUUCGGCUUCCCGACAGUCCUUCUGCCUGGCCAUGGGAAACCCCAGUGAUUUCUUUGUGGAUGUCAUGUGACUCUGUGAUGUCAUGUCCUGUCAGGUGAUGGACCUGGAAACACACUUCCUGGUUUAAAUGUCACAUUUCUGCUAUUAAAAACAAGACAUUUGUACACAAUCUGCUGAUGGUGAUUUAAGAAUCAUGUUUAAGUUUUUAACAAAAAUCCACUGACUGAGGAAAACUUAGGUUUGAUUUAACUCAUUCAGGGAGGUUUUAUUUUCAUGUCAGAAGAGAUUUAAACCACAUCGGAGGUGGAUUUAUUCAUCUACAUCCACUGUUUGGUAUGUGUCUGGCACAGAAGUAACAAAGCACCGCUUCCAUUGCUAACAUCCCCCAGCAGAAACUAUAGAGUCCUCCCCAGGACUACAUCCAGAGACUCCAAGGCCAGAUACUCAGCCACAGCCUUCCUCUCAGUCUCACCACAGUGGCGCUCACCCGGACUCUCCUGGGUUUCCCCACCGGAGACAGUCCAGCCCCCAUCCAAGAGUUUGGCUCACGAGCAGUGCAGUGUGCAGAGUACAUUUAGCCGGUAUGGCUCCUACUCCGGCACCAACUGCGGCCCCUUUCCUAGGGGGUCCCUUCCCCGGUGAGCUGGCGUUCCACAUCCCUAGAACUAGUCUCCGCUCCGUCUCUACUCCCGCCCUUGCGGGUGGUGGGCCCACGUGGUACCAGAACACCUUAGGUCAAAGAUCUAUGAUCAGCGUCGUGGUUGUCUUGGACACUUAGGUGAAGAGAGGAGCAGAGCUGGGAACUGAUCAGCAUCUGGUCUGGCGUUGGAUCCCCUGCACCUCAGGGGACGUUGGGGACAUGGAGUCCGAGCGGUCCGUGUUCACAGCCUCCACGCUGGAGUGGGGAAGGAGUAUGUUAACCCCGGAUCUCCUGGAGCAGCUCAGAAAGUAUCAGCAGGCCAAAAGCGGUGCAGCUUCCAUUGUUGUGGAAGCAAAAACUGGUUUUGGGAGGCCGUGGACAGACUGUAAAUAAAAUAUAACAAGGGGAGGCAGGCCUCUGCUCUGAACGCUGAUCAGUCAUUCUAGAGACUGUUGGCAGCAAAACUACAGCUGAUGACAGUGAAACCUGUCACGCUCCUGUGCAGCAAACAUCAAAACACUGUUGAGCAGAAUAUCAGAGCAAGUUGCCUUCUGUUACUGAACAGUUUCUGACCUAUUGUUCUCCGUACCUUGCCAACCACCUUAACCUGUGCUCAGGGGCCCUCCCACCUGAGCCAGGUAAACCACUGGCCACACCUCCACUGCGCUCCUCCCUCCUCACCUGUCCGUAACAGACUAACAGACUGAGGUACAGACAAACAGUAUUUAUUGAACAGAAUAUUGUCUGAUGAGUGAAUAUGAUUAAACGUAAAAUAAAACCGACGCAGCCCCAGAUUUCCCUUUUUAUACACUUUCAAAUAUAAAAUACCGUUUAUACUCGGGCGUGGCUGAAUACUUGAUGGUUAUUUACUGACGUGCGUCCACGUUGCCGCGUACGCAGCCGAGCAACGUUAUAAAAGCCGCCUGGCUCGGCCUGACGACGCAGUAGCCCCAAAGAGCGGAAAGGGGGAACGGAGCGUGUGCGCUAACUAUCGGGGCGUCGCACCGCUCAGAUUCAGGAGGAGCAACGUGGAGUCCAACCAGCUUUUUACGGUGCAAGGAUACUGGAGGGGCCCUGGGAGUUUGAUGGUGUAUGAUGGUGUUCUUCAGUCUGGUGGGGUGUUCAGGCCGCCGCUACAAUCCAUCCGGUCCCGGUAAACCUGAGCAAGUCUCUCCGUGUUGGCAGUGGGUGUUGGGUCAGCAGGUCUGCGGUGAUUCUGAUCAGUCCCUAUAAAAGCUGCCACCUCAGUCCUCUCGGAGAGACUCGCUUCAGCUGCACGCCAUAGUUCCCUCACCUACACCCCCGACUUUACUGCCACCCACAUCUCAUCUCCGCAGUUUCUGUUUCUGCAGAUAAAUCGGUUCAUUAAAGUGCGUUUUUGCUGCAGACCGGGACGGGCAGUGGCCGAUUGGUCACUGCGCUGGGAGCGAGUCACUGCCCCCCGUGAAAGAGUAUCUCGGGGUCUUUGUAGGCCUUUAACCGGAUCACCGAAGCUCUUGGUUUACCGUUCAGACCCUCAGCUAUGCUUAUGAGCUUUAGUUAGUAACUCACGGGGCAGCGCCCCCCCUCAGGACAGGGCGAGGAGCUCAGAGGCCGCCGCUCCUUCACGUUGAAAGGAGUCAGUUGAGGCGGUUCGGGCCUCUGAUCAGGAGCUAUUCCAGGCUCGAUCCAGAACAUGAUCUUGGGAUUACACAUCCCAUCCGAUGGGAUCGCCUCGAGAUCCCCCAGGAGGAGCUGGAGGGGGUCCGGGCUGCCUUGCUGGACCGGACCGGACCUGGAUAAGCGUCAGAAAGUGGCUGCAUGGAUGCAUCCACUGUUCAGGCCUCAGCGUGCUCACACUGCAGCUGAUGUGGUGGUUUUGGGUGUUGGAAGUAGACCAGUUUGACCAGUCUCUGCUGUAUCCAGUUUGUCAGCAGGAUCCAGGUCUCAGUGGAGCCAGGAACUGGUGAACGAGUCAAACUUGUGUACCUCGCUGAUCUAACCCUGCUCUUCUUCCCUGUUUUGGUUCAUGUUUGUGAUUAACGCCUGAUGUUGAGUCGUGUUGUGCACACCUGAGCACGCAGGUACUGUAUCUUAAUAUUUUAAUAUUUGAGUAUAUGAGAUAUUUGCCCACGAUGGAUAAACAGCUGAGCUUCACGGUGACUGUAUAAAGUUUAAUGAUUAUUUAUUGUUUUUAUUUGUGAACACAGUUUUAUUGCUGUCUGUCUUCACUCUCUGACGCUCAAAAUGGAAAAACACACAAUUAAAGAGUUUUUGUGUUGAA
Siniperca chuatsi (mandarin fish) is the source of this 5706-nucleotide messenger RNA. RefSeq names its product segment polarity protein dishevelled homolog DVL-3. The transcript is spliced from 15 exons. Lineage: Eukaryota; Metazoa; Chordata; Actinopteri; Centrarchiformes; Sinipercidae. Bases 912 to 2873 code for a protein of 653 amino acids. The record is from RefSeq and is a predicted model, not a curated record. Gene Ontology annotation, biological process: intracellular signal transduction; canonical Wnt signaling pathway. Gene Ontology annotation, cellular component: cytosol. Gene Ontology annotation, molecular function: frizzled binding.